This is a messenger RNA of Trifolium pratense (red clover), 1645 nucleotides long. Its product is annotated as protein CHUP1, chloroplastic. Gene Ontology annotation, cellular component: chloroplast outer membrane. Gene Ontology annotation, biological process: chloroplast organization. The coding region runs from base 120 to 1478 and encodes 452 amino acids. The record is from RefSeq and is a predicted model, not a curated record. The transcript has 5 exons. NCBI's taxonomy places the organism in Eukaryota, Viridiplantae, Streptophyta, Magnoliopsida, Fabales, Fabaceae.
ACAUAGAGGGCAUUCUUGGAUAUUUAACUCCUACACAUACCAACCAUACUUCAAAAAGAAGACCAAAUAAAUAACUAAAAUGAUACAACACUUGCAAGAUAUCAAAUUUGAUAGAGAAAAUGCUGCAGGUAAAGAAUGAGUCUGAGAUAACCACAUCUCUCAAAACCAGACUUGAAAUUCACAUGGCAAGAAAUGAGUUACUACAGAGAGAAAACCAAGAACUUAAAGAAGAAGUAGCUCGUUUAAAAUCACAGAUAAUUUCACUCAAAGCACACAAUAUUGAAAGAAAAUCAAUACUAUGGAAGAAGAUACAAAAAUCAAUAGAUGACAAUAAUUCAGAUUCUCAUCAUCAACUUAAACCAGCACUUCAAGCAAUCAUGUAUGAAAAGAGUUCAGAAAAUGAGACUUUCCAUACAAAUCAAGAUUUCAAAGACUCAUCAAUUUCACCAAGAAAGGAAAGAUCAACAAUACUACUACCACCUACUCCUCCUCCAAAACCUGUUUCUAUCCUUUUUCCUCCUUCACAUGAAAAUUGUGAAAAGGGAAUUAAAAUGCAGCCAACAACAGCACCUCCACCACCUCCAUCACCAUCAAAAUCAUCUCUUGGUUUGAAAUCGGUGCGCCGUGUGCCAGAAGUAAUCGAAUUGUAUCGUUCGCUUACACGAAAAGAUGCAAACAUGGAAAGCAAAACUCACCAUAAUGGAAUUCCGGCAGUAGCUUUCACAAGAAAUAUGAUUGAGGAAAUCGAAAAACGGUCGACCUAUCUUUCAGCUAUAAAAUCAGAAGUCCAAAGCCAAAAGGAAUUCAUCAGUUUCUUAAUCAAACAAGUAGAAUCAGCUUCAUAUGCAGAUAUUUCAGAAGUGGAAACAUUCAUCAAAUGGCUAGAUGGAGAAUUAUCUACAUUGGUGGAUGAAAGAUCAGUACUAAAGCACUUUCCACAAUGGCCAGAACAAAAAGUAGAUGCAUUAAGAGAAGCUUCUUGUAACUACAGAGAUCUAAAGAAUCUUGAAACAGAAGUUUCAUCAUAUGAAGAUAAUCCAAAAGAAUCAAUUUCUAUGGCUUUGAAAAGGAUACAAGCAUUACAAGACAGGUUGGAGACAAGUGUAAGUAGUAAAGAGAGGAUAAGGGAGAGUGUAAGUAAGAAAUAUAGGAAUUUUCAUAUUCCUUGGGAGUGGAUGAUGGACACUGGCCUCAUUGGUCAGAUGAAACUAAGUUCACUGAGGCUAGCAAAGGGAUUCAUGAAACGAAUAACCAAAGAAAUGGAAUCUCUUGAAGCUUUGCAAGAAGAUAAUAACAACCUUUUGUUACAAGGAGUUAAAUUUGCAUUCAGAGUACACCAGUUUGCAGGUGGCUUUGAUCCUGACACCACUCAAUCAUUUCAAGAAUUGAAGAAAGUUGGUUGUGCUGUAACAAGCAAUAGUAAUCUCAUUAUUAAUUCUCCCAAAUUUGUUAAAAUUUGCCAGAAAAAUGUAUCUUAACUUGAAUUAAUUUCUUGUCAUAAUUGUUAUAUGAUGUUCAUACAUCAGCUGCAGAGUUUACAAACAUGUAUAUGAUAUUUUAUUUAUGUAAUUUUUUAAAUUUAUUAAUCUAAAUGAGAUUGAUGGUCACUUUACAAGUGUCCUCGAAGAGAUUUGAACUUCGUCAA